Messenger RNA from Portunus trituberculatus (swimming crab), 3914 nucleotides. Its product is annotated as leptin receptor gene-related protein-like. The record is from RefSeq and is a predicted model, not a curated record. Bases 74 to 475 code for a protein of 133 amino acids. Gene Ontology annotation, biological process: late endosome to vacuole transport via multivesicular body sorting pathway. Gene Ontology annotation, cellular component: endosome. The transcript is spliced from 5 exons. NCBI's taxonomy places the organism in Eukaryota, Metazoa, Arthropoda, Malacostraca, Decapoda, Portunidae.
UUUUAUCACAAAGCACCCUGACAUCAGCUGAGCGGUCUCGGGCUGGGCAGUGAGAGAGCAAACCAUAACAAACAUGGCGGGUCUUAAAGCACUAGUGACCCUCGCCUUCGCCACCACCAUCGGCCUCACCUUCCUGUUCUUGGCGUGUGCCUUGCCGCAGUACAACAACUGGUGGCCGUUCUUUGUGGUGGUGUUCUAUGUGUUGGCGCCCAUACCAAGCAUCAUCGCCCGCCGGAUCUCGGAGGACACCGGCGGCAGCAACCCGUGCAAGGAACUGGCGUAUUUUGUGACGGCAGCUAUUGUUGUGUCCGCCUUUGGUCUACCCAUUGUGCUGGCUCGCUCCCCUCGUCUGCCCCCUGUUAUCAGCUGGGGUGCAUGUGGCCUGGUGCUGGCGGGCAACGUGGUCACUUUCCUCACCAUAUGGGGCUUCUUCAUGAUUGCUGACAGUGACGACGUGGAGUACAGCAUGUGGUAGAGGGCACUGCUGGGUGGCACACUUGCUCCACCACCCUGCCGUUCCUUACCCAUCUCUCUCCUCCACCCUUCCGCCCCCCCACCAGCUGUCCCGGGCGCCCCAGAGGAAGUAUAUCUGUGUGCUUUGUGCGUGCUGAGUCUUACUUCAUACCAGCAGGUGUUUGGCAGCAUAUCUCUCUCCAUCCUCGGAGGCUUUCAAGUGUGUUUCAAACCUUUAUUUUAUUCCAGAUGUUGCAUUCAGAGCUGUAUUCUGAAACAUUUCUGUGCUGCACCCUCACUAUGACUUUCAAAAGGCUGUAGUUGAAGUUGCAUGGGUUUUAAGGGUGUUUUUUGUGGUUUUAGUGAUAUAUUAUUUCUAUAAUAUUGAAAAAAACACUCUUAGAGAACUUGGCUCAUCUUCGUGGCCUUAGAAAAAUAGUCGUGGUGAGAGAGCAAACCGUUUCAGAAUACAGUUGUUAUGUUCUGAUGAUGUUCUGUUGCAUUUUUGUUUGAUUAGUUUGGCUUUGCAGUACUCUUUGUGUUCAGCAGGUAGAGACGGAGGACAUAUGUGGUGUGUGGCCGAGGUGCUAGUAAGGGGCACCACUCAGGUCGUAUCUGUGGCCACACCUCCACACCAGAUUACCCUCCGUCAGGUCAGGCUACUACACAGAUAACCAAUGUCUUCAGCUCAUCUCAAUUCCUUGUUCCUAAAUGUCAUAGUGCAGUGAUUCCUCAGCCCUCAGUUCUGUUUAUUAACUUUAGCAACAUGCCAGAUCUUUACAGGAUGUCAUUUAUGCAGCCCCUUCCUUCUUUAUAUUAACAUGUACACGAACAAAGCUGUGUGUUUGAUAGACUAAGCCAUGACUGUUGAAUAAUCCUACAUACAUGUGAAGUUUGUGAUCUAUUACAGUAGUACUUAUGACCCAGUGUUGUGGUGAGCUCCUGGGGUGCAGUGCUGUACUAUUCACAUCUCUGGUCUGAUCUAUAUUCACCUGCUUUUAUUUCCCUCACUGAUUGAUUCAUUGCUCAGUCUCUGUGUGGUUGUGACUGAGAUGCCGUCAGGAAGAAGUGCAUUCCUAAACUUUACACCAACAUAGGGCUCUGUUUUGUUUACUUGGCUGCUGUCAUUGAUUGGUGACCAAGUGUGUGUUUUCCUAAUGGCUUCUGUGCUAAAGAUUCCUGUGGCUUAUUUUGAAAGGUUGUAUGAGGGAACCAGCGCGAGUCUGUGGUGCAGUGGUCAGUUCCUGAAGUAAAGGUUGUGACCUCCGUCGUGCCACAGUUUGAGAGUUUCUCAGUGAGGUGACCCGAGGUAGUGGCAAACCAGCUUGUCAUUGCCUUUCCACAACUCACAUGUGUGCAAUAUUUGACACAGUGGCUCUUUGCCAUGCAGUGAACAGGCAUGCACAGGCAGCAGGGAGUGCUGUGUGUGACAUGAUGUCAAGAACACAUUUCAGUUGUUACAAAGUUUUUAAAUAAAAUUUUAUCUGGCUAUUUUUCCCUAACAAUAUUGUGCACAGUUCAAUUCAAGCUACAUCACAUCAAUGUUUCCAGCUGCAGGUGAAACAUUUUUGCUGUACCUUUGUGUGCUGAACAACACAGUUUGAUAAACUAUACCAAGAAAAUCUUUUAUAGCACGUUGAGUUCAAUUAUUAAUCGUCACAAAUAGGUUAUGAGGACAUAUUCUGUUGUGCGUCCUCCAGGCCACCAGCUACACUGUAGUGCAGCCAUAUCAUCACCAGGCAAGGGAUGAACCACACUUUGUUGUGCAUCACAGAAGUGCCCACACUGAACCUUCGUAUAAUGUUAAGACAUUGUUUUAAACCUUGAUCUUUUCAUUUUCUGCCUUGACAAACGUGACCCUUCCUUGAAGCACCUCAGUUACUACGCAUUUUCAAAAAGAAAAAAAAACCUGUACCCCGUUUUCUUUUAAGUAGGUACAAUUGCACGGUAUUUUCCCAAUUAAUAUUAGCUUAGAAAUAUACAGGACGUUACAGCCCAGGACUUCCAUAUAUACAUUUUAAUUUUUAAUACUUGAUUAGUUGUUAGAAGUGUUAUGAGUGGUGAGGACGUAGGUUGUGCCGGGACUCAAUAGGAAUGUGACGAAGUGACCACAGUGAACAGCAGAAGGAAAGUGUGUAGUGGAGUGGCAGACAUGUUGUCCUGUGGUUCUUGGCAAGGGUGCUGUGAGUGUGACGUGUUGACUGGUGGAUGUGUGUGUGUGUGGCGAACAGGACACAGCAUAGUAGUGAGGUGUAUAAUGCAGCCAGAUGAGUAUAGACAAUCACACAACAAACUUCAUCACACUCACAGUGUUAGAAAUGUUCUCUUCUCUUGUCUGUCUCUGUGUGUUCCUCUCCAUGAAAAGAAAAGUUAUUUUGUGCAAUGACUCAUGUUGAGGCAGGGUGUGAAGUAUAACCAAGCCAGACUUCUCUCAUUCCCUAGUGUGUGUGUGAGUGGUGAGGCUGGCAGGUGGUGGAGAGAACUGGCUGGGAAGUGAAGAAGCUGCUGCUUGUAUUUCAAUAGUUCUUUUGUUUCACAUCUAACAAAUACAGCAUGUUUGUAAACAAGUAAUAGGUGAGCCCUUUGAGCUGAUCAAUUACAGUAGGGUAAGCCUUUGUUGUGUCACCUUUUACUCUCAGUUCACACGUCUGUCUUGAGGAAAUGAACAAAGGUCAACAAAGUGUAUGUGUGAUGUGUGUCUGGGAGUGAUUUCCUUGCCUGUGUGUGUGUGUGUGUGUGUGUGUGUGUGUGUGUGUGUGUGUGUGUGUGUGUGUGUGUGUGUGUGCAGCACCCACUUGUGUUCUGUACUUGAGGCAAAUUAUCAUUCAUUGGAUUAUUUCAUAACACAGAAUAAUGUUAGGCAAACAUUGAUAAGUUUUUUUGCUGUUUGAGUUUUGGUUUUCUAUAUUUAUCACAGUGGAUAGUUAUUUUUCUUGAUUUUAGUUAUGUAUUCUUUUAGUUAUAUUUUAACUUUCUAUAUGUGGCGAUGUAUUUGUUCUUUAUAAUUAUGCUUUGUUGUGAUAACUGAAUUACAGAUACAAAGGAGUCUUUUCACUACAUACACAUUGUUAGAAGAUUGGUGUCACACUUUUGAUGUACCUCAACAGAGAAUUCAAUGUUUGAACACUUUUGUAGUUGUAAUCCUUGUCAACAACAGCCGUCACCAGCGUGUGUGCCGUCACAAGUGUGGUGUCACAUGGCUGGGCGGCAAGUAGCAGCGUAGUGACUCGUCCUCACAGAUUAACCCAGCCGUACUGUCUUAGUGUUCACGUAGGGGUGUAGGGGUUGAGGCGGAGGCCGGCCAGUGGCGGCCGUCCCUCGCAGUAGGUUUUGUAUGGUAACCAAGUCUACAGUCCUGUAUAUAUGCUUGGCAUUCCAAAUAUGAGUUCAUAUAGUAAUUAUAUUAGUGUACUGUAUUUGGCUUUAAUAUUUUAAUAAAUUUAUUGAUCUCUUUUAUAGUA